Acanthosepion pharaonis is the source of this 738-nucleotide messenger RNA. NCBI's taxonomy places the organism in Eukaryota, Metazoa, Mollusca, Cephalopoda, Sepiida, Sepiidae. The record is from the annotation of a GenBank genome assembly.
AUGAAAAAGAGACGUGAUGAUGCAACAUUGAUCUUUUUCCAAAUAUGGAAGCAAGGAAGCGAAAGGUAUGCCAUUCUUCAGGCAGUCUUCAUAUCUAUCUAUCUAUCUAUCUAUCUAUCUAUCUAUCUAUCUAUCUAUCUCAGUAUAUCCAUAUUUGUCUUCAUGUCUAUCUAUCUAUCUAUAUAUCCAUCUAUCUCUAUCUAUCUAUCUAUCCCAUCUAUUCAUCUAUCUAUCUAUCUAUCUAUCCCAGUCUGUUCAUCUAUCUAUCUAUCUAUCCAUCUAUCCAUCUAUUCAUCUAUCUAUCUAUCUCAUAUAUCCAUAUUUGUCUUCAUAUCUAUCUAUUUAUCUAUCUCAGUAUAUUCAUAUUUCUUCAUAUCUAUCUAUCUAUCUAUCUCAGUAUAUUCAUAUUUCUUCAUAUCUAUCUAUCUAUCUAUCUCAGUAUAUUCAUAUUUCUUCAUAUCUAUCUAUCUAUCUAUCUAUCUAUCUAUCUAUCUAUCUAUGUCUUUGUAUAUUCAUAUCUAUCUCAAUAUAUUCAUAUUUGUCUUCAUAUCUAUCUAUCUCAGUAUAUUCAUAUCUAUCUAUCUAUCUAUCUCAGUAUAUUCAUAUCUAUCUAUCUAUCUAUCUAUCUAUCUCAGUAUAUUCAUAUCUAUCUAUCUAUCUAUCUAUCUAUCUCAGUAUAUUCAUAUCUAUCUAUCUAUCUAUCUAUCUAUCUAUCUAUCUAUCUAUCUAUCUAUCUAA